AUGGGGAAGCAGUGCAGUGUAUGGUGGACCAUAUGGUUGCGGCUGGUGAACGUGCGCAUAUCACCAACCCGCUCUUGCUGCACCGUGGUCGGCAAGUUACCAACGGAUCAACAGUUGCGUUGGUCGCAUCACAUCCGCGGAAUGACAUCGGUGGAUCUGUCCACAUUCAGCGACUACAUGGAGGAUUUGGCCGAAGACGCUGCGAGGCUGACGACGAUUGACUCUCCUUCAGUGCGCGGGACCAGCAAGGGAAGGCCUACGAAGGGCUACGUCCACGCACACGUGGAUCCAGAUGGAGCGACAACGUCCAGCGCGGCUGAAAGGCGGUGUGUAUCCUGUAACGUCGCGGGUCAUGUAUUGUCGACAUGCACUAAUUUUCGAGGACUGCCGGUAAAGGAUCGAUGGAGGCGAGCGCGUGAGCUAUCGGUGUGCUUUAGCUGCCUGGAGAAGCACAAUUGGCGAUCGUGCAAAAAUCGCUCUCGUUGUGAAAUCAACGAUUGUGCAUUCCGACAUCACGCGCUUCUACACGACCCGGAUGCAUCAAUAGAGUCGCCUUCUACUGCAGAUCGAGAACGGCGGCACUUCCCGAGAACCAGUGGAAGUCAGACGCACCAGGUAAUAAAUAAUUAUCAUCAGUCGAAUCCGAUGUCGGCGCUUUUUAGAAUCGUUCCAGUAACAGCGUAUGGACCCGGAGUGAUGAUAAAAACCUUCGCGUUCCUGGACGAAGGUUCGUCAAUGACGCUGAUGGACGAAGACCUGGCAAAGCAGUUAGGGGUGAAGGGAGAUAGACGACCUCUAUGUAUCAAGUGGACAGGUGAUACGGCUAGGGUCGAGCCGGCGUCGAUGAUGAUCGAUUUUCAGAUCGGACCUGUGACGUCGACAAAAAGGUUCACCCUGAAAGCUGUGCGGACUGUCACCAGCCUAAGCCUCCCACAGCAAACUUUCACGAUGGAUGACGAGAGAUGGGACCAUCUUAAGCAACUGCCAUUACCGGAGUACCGUGAUGCUCGGCCACAGUUGUUGAUCGGGCUGGACAACCUUCGAUUGGCGGUGCCACUGAAGACGCGUGAAGGCCUAGCAGGGGAACCGGUUGCCGUAAAGACUCGGCUUGGAUGGUGCGUGUACGGAAAGACGGCUGGAAGCCAAAUCGGAAGGGUGCUGCAUAUGUGCGAGUGUGGAGCAUCGGACGAAAACUCCACCAUCCAGGGGGCCUUACGCAAGUUUUAUGAGUUGGAGCAACUCGGGACUGUCUCUAGUGACGUGUCUGAUCCAGAUGAACGAAGGGCACUGACGAUCCUGGAAACAACGACGGUGCGGAUUGGUAAUCGGUUUGAAAGCGGUCUGUUGUGGAAGACAGACAACGUGGAGGUUCCUUCGAGCUUGGGUAUGGCGCGUCGCAGGCUAGAAUGCCUGGAAAGAAGGAUGGAACGUGACCCUAAGCUGAAAACCGUGGUGCACCAUCACAUAGCCGAUAUGAUGGAAAAGGGGUACAUCCACAAGGCGACGUCUGCUGAACUUGCCGAGAGUAAUUCGAAGCUAAUUUGGUACCUGCCGUUGGGAGUGGUUACCAAUCCGAAGAAGCCAGGGAAAGUGCGCAUCAUCUGGGACGCCGCUGCUAAGGUACAAGGUACGUCCCUAAAUGACAUGUUGCUGAAGGGGCCGGACGAGUUAAUUUCUUUGCCAGGGGUGCUGUUCCGGUUUCCAAUGUACGGGAUAGCGGUGUGCGCGGAUGUCAAGGAAAUGUUCCUGCAAAUACGCAUGCGCGACGAAGACAAGCAAGCGCAGCGGUUCCUGUGGCGUAAAGAUCCGGCCGACGACAUCGCAACGUAUUUCGUGGACGUUGUUACCUUUGGGUCAGCCUGCUCCCCAGCCACCGCGCAAUACGUGAAAAACCGGAACGCCAAGGAACAUGCCGAGAAAUACCCUCGUGCCGUACGUGGCAUCUUGACCACCACGUAUGUCGACGACUAUUUGGAUAGUUUCGGAACACUCGAAGAAGCCAGUCGAGUAUCCAGAGAAGUCAGGGGAAUCUUCUCAAACGGCGGGUUCGUACUCCGGAACUGGGUUUCCAACAAUCCGGUUGUUUUGGAACGGCUGGGCGGCGAAAGCUCCAGUCCCGGUAUGAAGAGUUUGACCUCUACGGCGGAUGAUGGAGAACGGGUGCUCGGAUUGCGGUGGAACCCGAGCUCGGACCAAUUGUCCUUUUACACGCAGGCGUGUGUGGGAAUGGCUGAGAUAUUUGAGACGGAGUGUACCCCUACCAAGCGAGAAGUGCUCAAAUGCGUGAUGUCCCGGUCAAAUGCGAGAUUGGCGUAG
This is a messenger RNA of Anopheles coluzzii, 2316 nucleotides long. RefSeq lists its product as uncharacterized. Lineage: Eukaryota; Metazoa; Arthropoda; Insecta; Diptera; Culicidae. The transcript has a single exon. The coding region runs from base 1 to 2316 and encodes 771 amino acids. The record is from RefSeq and is a predicted model, not a curated record.